UACUGCUUACCGGGUCUUAUAGCUCUUGAUCUAAGUGGUAACAUAACAGUAGGAGUUUCCACAUCAGGAGCACCCUUCAAAUCUCCAGGGCGGGUGGGAGAUUCUCCACUUCCAGGCUGUGGUCUAUAUGCUGACCAUACAGUGGGAGCCGGCCGCAACAGCUACAGGUGAUGGAGACAAAAUCAUGUGUUAUUGCCCAAGCUUUCAUGUUGUGCAGCUGAUGAGACAAGGUUCAUCUCACAAUGAAGCCUGUCACGCUGUGCUUGCCGGCAUUCAGAGGAGAACAAGCGGUGAUAAAUGCUUUGAAAUUGGGCUUAUUUCUUUGAAUAUGAAGGGAGAGGUUGGAGCUGCAUCCUCAGUGGAAUUUCCAUACACGCUCUGGAACCAAGGGUUGAGUUCGGUGGAAAAGCUAGUCAUUAAGUGUUAG
This is a messenger RNA of Sinocyclocheilus grahami, 427 nucleotides long. RefSeq names its product N(4)-(Beta-N-acetylglucosaminyl)-L-asparaginase-like. Lineage: Eukaryota; Metazoa; Chordata; Actinopteri; Cypriniformes; Cyprinidae. The record is from RefSeq and is a predicted model, not a curated record. Gene Ontology annotation, molecular function: hydrolase activity. Bases 128 to 427 code for a protein of 99 amino acids. The transcript is spliced from 7 exons.